GAGUCACUUGUAUUCAGUGAACGGCGAUCAGCGGCUGUGGGUCUAGACGGUGAAGUGUUCAACUAGUUAACCUGUUGCUUCCUUUUAGUUGGCGCACAUUUGUUUCAUCAUCAUAUGUGCUUUGUAGGUGAGACCUUUCAAGCCGAUGAAAAAGUUUUACCAUGGAUGGUCAACAACCAUAUUACAAUCAAACUAAUUGGCACCCUAAUGGCCAGGACAAUGAUGAGAUGCCUUAUCUUCUAACUAAUUCUCAAACACAAAGAAUCAUAGAAAAUUUGGUGGAAAGUCCACCACCUUUUAUUGAGGAUCCAGUACUUACAGUAGAUACUGGAAACUUCAUGGGUCAUGGCACAAAUACUUAUAAUGAAUUCCCAUCGCAUCAGUUGCCAGAACAGGCUUAUCUCCCCAACAAUGACUAUGUCAUACAUGAGGAACAAAGUCACAUACCAGUUAACACUAAUUCAUCUUUCAUGAGUGUUAGUCAAAUCCCAGCCAUGGAAUUGUGGCCUGGGCAUUUGAACUUUACAGUUGAGUUUAGUAACACUCAAGAUAGAACAAAAGCAACACCUUGGAUUUUUUCCACAAAACUGAAAAAGUUGUUUGUUUGUAUGGACAAGGCCUGCCCAAUAUCAUUUAGGAUGGAUAAUCUUCCUCAAGAAUAUACAAAAUAUUGGAUUCGAGGACAAAUGGUCUUUUCCAAGGCUGAUCACUUCCAUGAUCACGUUGAACGCUGCCCCGGACAUAUGGGGAUGGGUUCGUCAUUGUCUUAUGAAACUCAUGUAUUGCGCUGUGAAGAUAAAACCUCAUCGUAUGUUGACCAUAGCGAUAAGAGGCAUUCGGUUGUUGUUCCUCUUAAGCCUCCUGCUCCUGGAACCCAGUCUGUGUCCUUAUGCUACAAAUUUAUGUGUCGUUCUAGCUGCCCUGGUGGCUUGAAUAGGCGACCAACGAAGCUUGUAUUCACAUUAGAAACGUUGGACAGCCAGGUGGUUGGCCGUUAUUCUUGUGAUGUUCGUAUAUGUAGUUGUCCCGGGCGUGACAUUAGGGCUGAGGAAGGAAAAGCAGAAAAGAAUCAUUCAACCGAACAAACAUCAAAAGAAUCGGAGGCCCCCGAAUUGAUUCCCAUCGUGCUUCCUCCCAUUGGCCUCCAGAAAGGAAAAAUGAAGAAAAGAAAAGCUACUCCAGCAGCACCUCCUAUUCCUCCACCCACAGAACCAUCUGAAGACCAAGAAGAAGAUGAUGAUGGAAUUUACAAUUUAAACAUUAAUAUUCCCGGAAGAAGAAAUUACUUGUUCAUCAAGGAUUUUGUCACUCGUUUUCUAAAUGACUACGGUUCACUUCCUGUGGAUAGCAACAAACACAGCCAUCACAACGAUACCCUUAAGCGUUUUAAGAAAGAGCAGCCUUAAUCGUGAUAACAACAUUUGAAGAGUGCAGUUUGUUUGGGCACAGUUUUAUUCUUUUUAACGUUUAUCCAUUUUUCUCAGUUCUAGCAACAUGAGUAACUUUUCACUUCAGUUGUGCAUGGUGUGAAGGGAUUUUCUUUCUUCUUUUUUUAUUUACAAAUUCCUUUACCAGACUGUACGGCAAUUUACGUGAAAGCCUAUGUAAGAGAGCUUAUGUGUCGAAUAAACUGCAAAUGAAUGAGA
This is a messenger RNA of Daphnia magna, 1646 nucleotides long. RefSeq names its product cellular tumor antigen p53 (gene p53). Gene Ontology annotation, cellular component: nucleus. The transcript has 6 exons. NCBI's taxonomy places the organism in Eukaryota, Metazoa, Arthropoda, Branchiopoda, Diplostraca, Daphniidae. The coding region runs from base 162 to 1406 and encodes 414 amino acids. Gene Ontology annotation, molecular function: RNA polymerase II cis-regulatory region sequence-specific DNA binding; DNA-binding transcription factor activity, RNA polymerase II-specific. The record is from RefSeq and is a predicted model, not a curated record. Gene Ontology annotation, biological process: regulation of transcription by RNA polymerase II; apoptotic process.